Culicoides brevitarsis is the source of this 1210-nucleotide messenger RNA. Its product is annotated as pickpocket protein 28-like. Gene Ontology annotation, molecular function: ligand-gated sodium channel activity. The record is from RefSeq and is a predicted model, not a curated record. The transcript has 2 exons. Gene Ontology annotation, biological process: sodium ion transmembrane transport. Gene Ontology annotation, cellular component: plasma membrane. NCBI's taxonomy places the organism in Eukaryota, Metazoa, Arthropoda, Insecta, Diptera, Ceratopogonidae. Bases 1 to 1209 code for a protein of 402 amino acids.
AUGUUACAAAUUAUUGAUGAGUUUGCAAAUCGUCAAACGUUUCUGAACACAAGCCUCUUUGAGGAUCUUUCGCCAGACUUUGAGAGUUCUUUUUUGCAAUGUGGUGGAAUGGAUGCUCCUAACCAUUGGAAAUGCAAAGAUGUACUGAGCAAAAUUUUAACUGAAGAUGGAGUAUGCUACACUUUUAAUUUGUUGCCAAAAGACGAAUUGCUAAGAAAAGAUACUGCAUUACGAAUUGUUGACAGAACGGAAAUAAUUAAACCCAACUGGUCAUUAGAACUGAACAAGCCAACGGAUUCAGAUGAUUAUGAAUAUGGAUUAACAUUUUGCAAAGAUCCAUUACGAGCAUAUACAGUUGGUCACAAACUUUCAAUUAAAGUUGCGUCGAAAGCCAGCGAUGUCUCUCAAUACUGUCAAGGCACUGGAGAACGUUUCAAGGUUUUCCUUCAUAAUCCAUUCGAAAUCCCUUCCAAUCAACAUCAAACAUCAUACGACCUGGAUAUUAGUCAAAUACUAACGCUAUCAGUAAGACCGCGUGUUGUGCUUGCCUCUGAUAAUAUCAAAACUAGCUACACCGCAAAAGAGCGCCGAUGUUUCUUCAAUGCUGAGAAAAGGCUACGUUACUUUCGCGUCUACUCAAAACGCAAUUGUGAAAUUGAAUGUUUGGCAAAUAUUACGAUGACAAUGUGUGGCUGUACGCCUUUUUGGCUUCCUCAAGACAAAAACUCGAAACAUCGCGUAUGUGGUUUGAAAAACUACAAAUGCAUGACGACGGAAAGUUAUGUUUAUUUGAAUUUAGAGAUAGCGGAUGCGUCUUUUGGAAGCCCAGUCGAUACAAAACCUCAAUUCGGAUGCAAUUGCAUGGCAGCAUGUAAAACAAUCAUGUACGAAGCAGACAUAAGAGCUAUUAAGCUGGUGGAAAAUUAUUCAAAUGCUUUUUCGAUUGAGAAGGUGGAUAAAAAUGGUUCCGACCCCGAAACCGAUGCAAACGUAGAUGAGACACAAUUUUCAAAGCUUGUAGUUCAAUUCAAAGAGGCGGAAUUUGUUGCAAUGAAACGUACAGAAUUAUAUGGUUUUACAGAUUUUAUUGCAAACUGUGGUGGUAUCUUGGGACUCUUUAUGGGAGUUAGUAUAUUAAGCUUUGUUGAGCUAAUUUAUUUCAUCUGCAUUCGAUGCAUAACGUCAACAAAAUGCGCGAGACACAACUAAU